Messenger RNA from Penicillium cataractarum, 1398 nucleotides. Its product is annotated as FAD-dependent oxidoreductase. The coding region runs from base 1 to 1398 and encodes 465 amino acids. Gene Ontology annotation, molecular function: FAD binding. The record is from RefSeq and is a predicted model, not a curated record. NCBI's taxonomy places the organism in Eukaryota, Fungi, Ascomycota, Eurotiomycetes, Eurotiales, Aspergillaceae. The transcript has 4 exons.
AUGGUUUCGUCCAAUCAAGAGGUGGACAAGUUCAAGGUCCUUAUAGCGGGAGGCAGUCUUGCGGGCCUUGGCCUGGCCCUAGCUUUUGAGCAUGCGGGAAUCGAGUACGAGCUUUUUGAAAAGGGUGACUUUGCGCCGCAACUUGGCGCCUCUAUUGGACUCCACCCGCAUACCAUCAGGAUUCUAGAGCAGUUGGGAGUAUGGGGCGAUAUUGAGAAGCAGGUCGUGCCCCUGCAGCAUCGAAUGCAUUUUGACGAAAUUGGAAACUGCUUUGAGGACUCACAUGUGCUAGUCAACAUUGAGGCAAUUCUUGAGCGUCCCAUUGUUUUCAUGGAGCGAUCCAAGGCUCUCGAAGUCUUGUAUAGCCACGUGAGAGACAAAUCAAAACUUCAUGCUCGAACUUCCGUCGCAAAUUAUGACGAGACUGCAGAGGGGGUUAUUGUGACCACGGAAGAUGGAACUAAACAUCACGGUCAUAUCCUUAUCGGUGCCGAUGGAAUUCACAGCAAAGUUCGGGGGCUGAUGGCCGAAAAAAUCAGCGUGACAGACCAGUCUCUCGCUAAAGCGAUCAACGAAGCUUUCACUAGCGAGUAUAACUGUAUAUUUGCAGUCUCUCGAAAUGAGGGGUUCUUACCCGAUGGUAUGGUUCACAAUGUGUACUACGAUGACUACUCUGCAAUUGCGGCUGCUGGUGUGCCUGGGCUUGUGUUUUGGUUUCUCUUCGUCAAGAGUUCCACGCUUACCAGGAUGCCAAAUUGCCCGCAUUUUGUGGAUGAGGAUGCACAUGUAUAUAUUCAGAAGUACGGAAGCUCCCAAGUGGGCCCAGGGUAUGCUGUGAAGGAUCUCUGGGGAACUCGAGUGAAGGCUACGAUGGUACCACUGGAAGAGGGCGUAUCUCCACGGUGGUAUCAUGACAGGGUCGUAUUGAUAGGUGACUCGGUCCACAAGGCUACGGUCAACCCUGGUCUAGGUGGGAACACAGCCUAUGAGGGCAUUGCUCGUUUCACUAAUGGCCUCGUACCCCUCUUGAAAGAAAACCCGAUACCAUCCCUCGAGCAGUUGAGCAAGGUUUUCAACCAGUAUAUUACUGGUCAAGCCCCUCGAGCCAAGACAGUCGUUGGUCUUUCUGGCUCCAUUACGCGGUAUGAAGCCCAAGAUAACUGGGUUCUCAAAUUCGCAGCUCGUCACAUUGUCCCAUGGGUCAGCGACAACUUGAAGGCUAGAUUGUAUGCCAGUUUCUCCAGCAGCGGCCCUUGGUUGAAAUAUCUUCCCCUGCCUGCCAAGGAUAACAAUCUCAGAGAAGCAUCCAAUAAGUCCGACCGGAGCAUUGCCCCCACCCUGAUCACAGCGGCGAUCAUGGUGAGCGCUUCCGCUGCCUUAUGGCAGAUACUUCGAUAG